CAAGAUGAGGUUCCACGUUUGUGAAGACAAAGAUGUGUCUUGAGGAUCCUUUAGUUUCACAAGAAUAUCGAACAUCUAACCUUUGAAUAGUAAACGGAAUUUGUUGUCAUAAUGGCGACCAGAAGUCUUACUGAGGUUUUUAUUUUGAUGAGAAAUAAUGCUCUCCAAAGCAGACACAUAUUCUCCGAGCAGACUGCAGAUGACAGGACGUCUCUCAUGUCCAGCGCUCAUCUGGACCCGGAGCUGGGCCUUGCAUCGGCACGGACUGGGAAUCUGCCCCCUGAUUGGAUUGACAAGCUCACAGAAAUUCAGUUUGAAUUUACAAAGAUUAAAGAGAAAAUGAAAGAGCUGAAUUCUCUCCACGAUAAACAUUUGAACCGGCCAACACUUGAUGACAAUGUUGAUGAGGAACAUGAAAUUGAAAUUAGAACACAACAGAUCACACAGAUGUUUUCCCACUGCCAGCGUCUAGUCCAACAAAUCAACAACCAGAGCAACAGAGGGCCGUCCUACGAGCAAAAGUUGUCCCACAACAUUGUGGCGUCGUUAGCCCGCACUAUGCAAGAGAUGUCGACCAACUUCAGGAAGAGCCAGUCUGCUUACUUAAGAAAGAUCAAAAACAGAGAAGAGAGAUCUCAGCAGUUUUUUGGCACCAACUUGAGUCCUGACUCGGGCCUGAUGGCAGACAGCAUGGGAAUGGACAGCGAUGUCAUGUAUGAUAAGGGCUUCACGUCUGCUCAGAUGCAGCUGGUGGACGACAACAGUGAGUUUGUCCAGCAUCGAGAGAAAGAAGUGGCCUGCAUUGUCCGGUCCAUCACAGAUCUCAAUGAAAUCUUCAAAGAUUUAGCCUCAAUGAUUGUAGAUCAGGGCACAAUCCUGGACCGAAUUGACUACAACAUCGACAACGCAGCCACCCAAACAGAAAAAGGUUUAGUCCAGUUGCAGAAAGCUGAAAAGUAUCAAAAGAAAAACCGCAAGAUGAUGUGUAUUCUGAUACUUGCAGCCGUCAUCAUCGUCCUCCUCAUCAUUCUCAUCGCUGUGAAAAGCUAGCGAAUGCUCAGAACUCUGUGAUAUUAUUUUAUAGCACGUUAUUUCAUAUAUAUAUAUAUAUAUAUAUAUAUAUAUCAUGGCAUGUAUAAUUGUGUUAUUGUGAGGUUUUGUUAGUGUUUGUUGGAUUCAUUGUUCUUGUUGCCUUCCUGUGUAUGAUAAAGUUGUGAGCGUGCCUGGUGAAAGGGACCAGAAGACGCAUUUUGAAAAAAUCUGGGUUUUUUUGCAUUUUCAUGUACAGAGAUCAUUUCUGAAUAAUAUGCUUUUUGAAUUUUAAAGAUAUCUUCUGUAGUUUUUGAGAUGUGGGUGAUUUUGUAAGGCAGGGUAUGAAAACCAAAGUUUUGAGAAAAACGGCUUUAAAGUUUCCCCUUUGUUUCUGCUUGAAAUAGACAGAUCUACGCUUCGAGACGACCUGACAACACAUUCAUUACUCACAAACCAACUUUAAAAAGCAGUUAAAACAAAAGAACAGCUUUAAAGUGUUUAUAUUACGUCUUCAAAACAAAUUCACCACCACCUUGAGCAAGAGUUUUCAAGAAAUAGAUCUAGGUUUGCGCAGGGCAGAAAAAUUGCGACGCAAGUUUGCUCUCCGAAAAGGCGAAAGGGUGUGGAUGCGCAAAGCUUCGCUUUGUUUAUAUGUUCUAGAUAUUCAUGCGCACAACCCGCUAUUAGAGAGGGGAGAGAAUGACCUAGAUUUUGGUGUGCAAUGUGAUUGGGUCGACUUUAUGAAUGGACAAGAGAAAUCAUCCGCAGGGUGUACUCGGAAAACCAAUUUUCUCGCGCAUUUUGGGGGGGAUUAUGCAAUAUAACUCGUGUUAAAAAACGUCUUUAAAAAUGUAUUUAAAAGUCGAAGAAACUCAAGUCCUUAACUAAAUGUCGAUAUAUUAAUGGCUAAAGAAUCCAUUUUUAAUGGAACUUAGUUUUUGUCAAAAAUUCUAUUUUUGACCUUUGAAGCCUGAUAUCUCGGUUCGAAUAAAUGUGUCUUCUGGUCCCUUUCACAAGGCACGCACACAGUUUACUGUCACAGAAAGGGGGUCUAGUGAGCUAGAGUUUUGCAUUUAAGGAAAGAUGGUAGUGACAAUUGUUAAAAUCUUCAAGUUCAACAGUUUGCCAUUUAUUUUUCUAAUCAAUUUUUGGGGGGUGAAAUAGGUGAUCUGGUGCGUUGAGUGAAAUGUGAGCUGUUCAUUUUAUUGAAUCUGUUACGCCAGUGUAGGUGUUAUCAACUUGUAAUGUUGUGGAUGCUUUAAAAAAUUUGUCCCUUGUUUUUGAGCAUGUGAGUCAUUAGGGUGUUAAAGGGAAUACCUAUCUUUGGACAUUUAGAAAGUGUUCUGCAGAGAACAUUUAGGAUGUUUUUUUGAGUAAUGCUAAUUUGAAGGGAAGGAAAAGUUUGUUAGCCGGCAUUCUCAACGUAAGAAGAUAAUACAAAAGAUAAACAGCAUUAUUUGGAAAUAAAUCCAAAACUAGUGAACAGAACUAAGGGUGAAAUGCUAGGAAAAGAUGAGCGUUACCCGUAUCUUUCUGUACCUUCCUUAGGUCUGCUAGUGCUCCAAAUUGUUCUUCUUUUAGUCUGAUGUUUGUGCGUAUAAGCUGCUUUCGUCUCGGUCUUGACUUGACCUCUGUACUGCGCGUCGUCUGCCUAGCACUGUGUUGUUUGAGCCCACCUAUUACUUGAACAAUAUUCCCAUACGAUGUCACCUUUGUGUGUGUAACCCGUUUUGUUAUUUGGUGUCCUUGUUGUGUUUAUGAAGACGGAGCGUAGAGCGGACCCAAUCUUAGGAUACUUUUACAGUUGUCCUUCUCUACCCUGAGGGUACUAAUGAGGUCACUGUUAAAACUAAGUCACUGAAUUUGGACUGCUGUACAAAGGUUCUGUGCGCAGUGCAAAAAACAAGUGAUGGUCAGCUGAAAUAUAACGUCCGAAAUUUUCUGUUAUCUUGAAUUUGUUAGUAAUGUUAGUUAUAUUUGAAAGAGUUGAAAGAGUAGAUAAACCUCUGAUGCACUUCCUGUUGGAUGAACGGCUUCUGUUGAUUGCCUCAUUUAGCUUUUCUAGCUCGGUGACUCGUUCUUGUUAAUCUCCACUCAUAGUAUCAGUUAGGUUAUAUUGACUUUCAAUUUUGGCUUCUAUUUGCGUGGGUGAAGUCUACUUGUACUUGUGUUGAUGCAGUUGUGGGAUGUAUGGCUGGAAGAUUCACGGAGGAUGGACCGUCUGUCUAGGAGAAUUGCUCCUAUAGGAUUCUUUUUCUACUGUGGGGCCGCACGUUUCUUUCAGUGUUAUCAUGCCUAUUUAGGGACUCUCACACCCCUUAUUUAUACUGCACAAAUGCUUUGGUGUGAAGGGUGUCGGAGAUAUGUUCAAGAAAGGCUAAUGUGACAAUGGUGUGCUUGGUUGUAAUCCUGUACAACUGAAGAGUUCUUUCUGGGAUGACUUGACAUCUCUUUCUAAACUGAGUUUUCUGUUGUUGAGGCAGUGCUAGCUAGCAAAGCUGUGAGUUUUCCGUGGUAGGAAAGUUGGCAAGAUUUCUUAAUUAAGUGUUGAUGGAGAGGAAAGGUGCAACUUUUCUAAGUUUCCAAAGUUCUCCCUGUGUAGGUGUUACCACUGCUAUAACUGAAUGCUCAUUGCAGAUAAAUAAAGGUACAAGUAUGUGGAAAAAGCUUCUCAUUUUGAAAAUAUUGCAGUGAAUGUUUCAAGGUUGUUUUUUUCCUUUAUAUCCCAGUGAGAGGCUAACAUCAAAUUGCUAGCGUUUCGUUGAAAUUUUGAAAUUAUUUUUUCAGGUUUAUAGAGCAUCAGUUCACGUUUUACGCUAGUGUAACGCAAGUAUAAUCAUUUGUAAUGUUUUUCUGUAACGCACUUAUAAUCAUUAAUUGUAAUGUAUUUCUGUAUUCACCUGUGAGAAAUUCAAUGAAAUCAUGAGACUGAACAGUUUUUCGGGGAAGGGGGUUCUCAUGUCGUGUUUGAAGAAAUAGCAUGAUUGAUGUGACCCAAAACAGUCUUACUUAACUUUGGCUGUGUGCAAUAGGUGAAAUCAAUGGCCAGUAGUAGGUGGUUCUUGUGAUGCUUUUCGUCUGGAUACUCGUUCAAGCGAGUACCAGAUCUUGCUAAUUAUAUUGUCUGAUGCUGCCAGUCUCGGAUGAUUGUGUGUGGUGAGAGCUGUAUGUUAACUGUGAUGUCAAGGACCACACGAUAUCGACACUGGUGCUCAGUCGUGAGUCUGUGGUUUUGUUUAUAAUGCUGUGCAAAUGUUGCCGAGUUGUCCCACUGGUUUUCUUCAGUAAUCAAGAGAUUAUAAGUUUCAGUGUUCUUGACGAGCAAAGUCUCUUGAUUCUUUAUUGAAUUUGCCUUGUGCAUCAUGCGUACAAAUUGUUAUGUAUUUAUUUUCAUAAAGCGAUUAAUUUUUUUUCUCCAAAUGACAACAUUCUUCACUUUCAUUUUGUUUUCCCUUUAAAAUUUGAAUGGGCUAUGCAGUCUUUUCAGCUUUCCGUCUUUUCAUUCCAGUCUAUGACAGACAUUCCACUCAUUCUGAAAUGUUCUCUCUCACUUUCCGUCAUUAAUCCUUUUUUGUUUGUGUAAAUCUGUGAUAAUGUAAAGAAGUGUGUCCAUUGAUAGAUAUGUUUUUUAACCCUGUCCGUACGUCGUGUUUUAUUAUCGUAUCCAUACGACGUGGGGAAUUCUGUGCCACCACUUUCCGAAGCUAAAAUGUGAAAAAUACAACCCCAUGGGUACAAAAUGACCCCAGGGCGUACAGGUAGGGUUAAAUUGAUAGAAGCUUCUCUUCUUUUUUGUCUGCUAGUCGAUCGUUUUAUGUUAGAGGCCUGUACUAAAAGUAAUUUGCUCUGAUAUAGAUGUGAAAGGUCAAAAAGUAAAGACAGAAAUAUAUGUUUGUGGAUGGGGAUGGUCAUUGUUGAUAGAUAUUUUCUAAUGAGGAUUUCAGUAAGUUGCUUAGUUUAGCAUUAAAAAGGGGUUAUCGUAACAUAACAUAGCAGAGAGGAAUUCAGUUCCUCAGGAUUAUCUUUAAUCAUUAUAAGUCGCUCUCUUUAUUUUUCAAAUGUUUUAAGAAGCUGAGUAGGAUGCUUUGGUGCACACACACCCCCCCCCCCCUGGAAAAUAUGUUUCAUACUUCAAAUAUUAGCAGUCGUUGUGAAGUUCUUUGUGGUUUUAUGACAUGCAGUCCUGUCCAUUUCCUGCUUGUAUUAGUUAUAUUCCUCCUGAAAGGAACAAUUAUACAUGGGUGCGUUUUUUGUCCUCUGCUGGUUUGCUUCUGACUUUUUUGUUUGACAAGAUUAGACCAAAAUUUGAGUGCUUUCAAUGCAGUGAAGUCUCUCCAGGCUGUAAAAUAGUCAUAGGUUUCCAGGUACGUUAGGACUUGUCAUUUGUAAUUCAACCUUCACUUUUUUAAAUGCAGAAGUUUAGCUGGCUAUGGUGCAGGUGACUAUGUGUUGAAUCCUUAGUAGGCUGUUUUUUAGCUGAGGUAGUCUGUGAGUUUUCAGGGUUCUUCACACUCACUUGGCUUGGUCCUAUCAGGGGCCAAAGGCCAGCCCCAUAAAAGAUAAUUACAUUGCUGAUGUGUAUAAAGGCCAUACAA
Messenger RNA from Aplysia californica (California sea hare), 5627 nucleotides. Its product is annotated as syntaxin-16. The record is from RefSeq and is a predicted model, not a curated record. Gene Ontology annotation, biological process: intracellular protein transport; vesicle fusion; vesicle-mediated transport. The transcript is spliced from 8 exons. Lineage: Eukaryota; Metazoa; Mollusca; Gastropoda; Aplysiida; Aplysiidae. Gene Ontology annotation, cellular component: SNARE complex; endomembrane system; membrane. Gene Ontology annotation, molecular function: SNAP receptor activity; SNARE binding. Bases 112 to 1050 code for a protein of 312 amino acids.